Molecule: messenger RNA, 885 nt
Organism: Fomitopsis serialis
Lineage: Eukaryota; Fungi; Basidiomycota; Agaricomycetes; Polyporales; Fomitopsidaceae
Product: cytoplasmic protein
Exons: 8
Coding region: 204-782 (192 amino acids)
Source: RefSeq, a predicted model, not a curated record
UGGCGCCUUGAAAAGAGCUGGUUUUCUCGUGCUGUCUCAAUCGUGUCUCUGUCUUUCUGGCCGCGUCUGUCUUGCUAGUUGUCUGGUCGAUCUCAACUCUGCAAGAGUCCCUCUUGCGCGAGCAUAAGUAUCUGGAAGAACCAAGGCCUGAGACUUGUUUUCAACACACAUCGCACCAACGGGGCAGACACUGAUACAUCGCCAUGGUCUUGUUCUUCAAGUCAUCAGCCAUCGACCCACCGGUCGUGCUGUACAUGGGUAAAGACAAGGUCGAAAACGAAGACCUCAUUAAGUAUGCUUGGCCUCAAGACCUCUGGUUUCAUGUCGACAAGCUCUCGUCGGCACACCCCCUCCUUACAGACUGUGCACAACUUGUCAAGGCAAACUCGAUCGAGGGCAACAAAAAGGACAACCUCACGAUCAUAUACACGCCCGCAGACAACCUCAAGAAAACGGGUGACAUGGCUGUUGGCCAGGUCUCGUUCCACAACGAUAAGCGGCGCGAGAACCCAAUCGUGAACCGGCUCAACAAGACGAAGGUCGAGCGGCAGGUCGACCACGAGGAGGAGCGCGUCGAGCGUAUCAAGAACGAGAGCGCCGCACGCCGAGCGGCGGCGCAGCAGAAGAAGAAGGCAGACGAAGAGCUUGCGCGUCAGCGGGCGGCGGAGAAGGCGGCGCGCUCUUAUGACACGCUGUUCGACCAGCAAGCAGAAGACGACGACGACGGGAUGGCGGAGGCCCCGAAGCGAUCCGUACGCGAGAUGGAAGAUGACUUCAUGUAACUUAGCAGCGCAAUAUAAAAGUCCUGUGCCAGUCUACAAGAUGGCUUCCGCUGGCCAUUCAGGGAACUUCUCAAUGACCGACGGGGAAGUGUGAGCCAGAGAC